AUGAGAUGGCAAUGUAUUUUUACUGCACUGGCACAAGUUUUCAGAGGGCUGAAGAUCCAUUUCUCCCCUUGGGCUAUCCAGUUGGCAUGCCCGGGUGCUAAAUUGCCAACACGCAAGCAGCUAGCAGACGAUGGUGCUGGGGGCCUGCUUGAUGAAUGCUACCAGAAGGUCAAGGAGGAGGUCAAUAAGGUGCUUUCUACUGAUGGUCAAUUUGUCUGCCUUACAAGUGAUGCAUGGUCAAAUGUGGCGAAUGAUCCUGUUGUCAACUACAUGGCUGUAUCUCCAACUAAAUCACUUUUCUUGGAAGCGGUACACAUAAGAGCAAAGCCAUGAUGCAGACUGGCUUUCCACAGACCUAAGUCGUGUCAAAGGACAAAGAUAGUCUUGGUGACAAUGUGGUUGGUGCAGUUACCGAUAACACAACAACCAACAAGAAGGCAUGGAGUGAAUUGGAGAAAUGAUACCCCACACAUUUUUUCCAUGGGUGUGUGUCCCAUGGUCUUCAUCUUCUUGUGAAAGAUAUCUUUGCUGCCAAAAAGGAUGUCUCAGGUGGUGGUCCUGCUGAAUAUCCAGCUGGUUACCCAUUUGAAGACCUGCUCCAUUUUGCUAUCGACUGCAAGGAUGUUGUUAGCUUUUUCCAUAACCAACAUGUCCCUAAGGCAAAGCUGAAGAAGGCAUUGGCAGCAGCCAAGUUGAGUGGCCUGGUACAGCCUGUACCAACACGUUGA
This is a messenger RNA of Paramuricea clavata, 728 nucleotides long. The record is from the annotation of a GenBank genome assembly. Lineage: Eukaryota; Metazoa; Cnidaria; Anthozoa; Malacalcyonacea; Plexauridae.